CAAUUUUUCUGAUGUUCUCUUGUCUAUCAGCCCUGAUGCUGCUCACUCUGAUGGAAGAAGAGCUGAUCUCAGAGUAAAUGCUGGUCUUCAUCCCAGACUCAACCAGUGACCUGCAGGGAUCCAAGCAGCUGACCCAGGCCGUCUGCUGGCUGCUGGCCCACUCUCCACCCCUCCCUCUCUCCUGUCAAACCCUGGUGCAGCUCAUGGAGGCCAGUCUGAGCCAGGAGUUCUGGCCCAGAGUUUUCUCCAACCUCCAGAACCGGGCGGCCGCACGGCUUCCCUGGCAGGAAGCGGCGCCUGUCGUCCGGCUCUAUAACGCCGUCUUGGCUCACGUUGCCCACAGAGUCUCCUCCCAGGACCUCUGUGGCCUGUCGUGGCCCCCCGCCGAGUUCAGUCAGCCGGAGACCCGAGCGUUGGUCCCUCAUCUGGGCUGGAACUCUGCGCAGCAUCUCUCCUGGCUGCGUAGCGUUAUCCUCAGUCUGCUGCUGCCAGAGUGGGAGGAGACACCUGCUGCAGAUUCACGUCACAGUCAGCCGCUCCUCAUGUCCCGGCUGGAAAACCUUCUGGAAAGGGUCCGACUUCAGGCUCAACACCCCCGACCCCCCCGAUCCAGCCCAGCUGAUGGAAACACUGACCUGGAAGAGCCGGGGGUUCAGAUUCCCUGGGAGGAUGUUGUGCUGAUCUUCAUGGACCACAAACUGAAAGACUGGCAGCCGCCCGGACCUCCUGCCUGUGGAGACGCAGUGACCGAGGACGGCGAGAUCCUGGUUUACUUCCCCACAGCUUCUCUGGAGGGUUUCAGACCUCCUGAAGAGUGGACGCAGGCCGUGGAAAAAACCCACAGAGAGAAGCAGCAGCAGCAGGAGAGGGACGGAGCGACUCAGGUUCCCUGCGCGCCGCCUCCUGCUCCGUCUCCCAGACAGAGGUUGUUCCAGAGCUCGGUGGAGGUCCCCGGGGCCCAGAGACCCCGUCUGGACGUCACUCACAGCCCCUCAGCAGAGGAGCUGCUGGCCCACAAGGUCCUGUAG
Fundulus heteroclitus (mummichog) is the source of this 1028-nucleotide messenger RNA. Its product is annotated as germinal-center associated nuclear protein-like. Bases 78 to 1028 code for a protein of 316 amino acids. The transcript is spliced from 5 exons. NCBI's taxonomy places the organism in Eukaryota, Metazoa, Chordata, Actinopteri, Cyprinodontiformes, Fundulidae. The record is from RefSeq and is a predicted model, not a curated record.